Marchantia polymorpha subsp. ruderalis is the source of this 1407-nucleotide messenger RNA. The record is from the annotation of a GenBank genome assembly. Lineage: Eukaryota; Viridiplantae; Streptophyta; Marchantiopsida; Marchantiales; Marchantiaceae.
UACACUCGGAGGUACAUGGAUCAUAAUGCGAAGUCAACCAAAAUUUUACAUCUUCUCCGUUAUGUAACCCGAAAACGAUGGAUUCGUGUCCGUCGAUGUGAAGUCACAAUCGAGUUAAACCCUCUUUACUCGAACUCGGUCAUUAAUGCAAUUGUUCGAGUCCAUAUCUAACGGCAACCGGGAAGGUGACUGACGCACGAGGGGAUGGAUUGCCUUGCAGGUAAAACGAAGGAGCUCCCGACGGCCCGACGCCCUGGUCGCUCGCGGUCUGCCCGGUCGACAGUCGACAGUCGACAAUCGAGAGCUGGCCGUCCCAAGGACCGGAGCUGUCAGCGCUCACACUUUUUUCAAGCACGAUUUGUGUCUGUGCAUACAGCGUUGACCACAUGAGCGUCGAAAGCUUCGAUCAUUCCGCAACACAAGGAUUUUACUGUCACAAUCCGCCCAUUCUCGUGCACCGCCGAGCCCUAGACCUUCGCUGGUAAUCGAUCGAACCAAAUUUGGUGCAUCGGGAAAUUGGUCCGAAGGAGUGAUUGUGCUAAUCAUGGGGGACAGCGAGGGGCCUAUCGAUGUUUCGAGGUGGGUUGUAUUCUACCCAAUCUAUAUCAACUCGAAGAAAACGCUCGCAGAGGGCCGGCGAAUUAGUACCAGUGCUGGUGUGGAGAAUCCAAAUGUUGAGGAAAUUCACGAUUGCUGCAAUUAUCUUAAGCUCCCCUGCUUAGUCGAGCCCCACAAAGCAUACUCCAGAGACUUUAUGCAGAGAGGACGAGUACGUGUACAACUCAAACACGAAGACGGCACUUUGGUCAAUCCUGCGAUUUCCUCGAGAAAAGCUCUGAUGCUGAAGGUGGCGGAGUUGGUGCCGAAGCAUCAAGGUCGCGCUAAGAAGCAACAAGAAAGUGCUUCAACCUCCGGGGCUACAGCUGGUGCAGGGAAGUCAGGAAAAAGUGGUAAAAAGAAAAAGUGAGGGCAUUGACCGUUGCUUUUAUCUAACAUGAUUCUUCAUCCUGGGAGUUCAAGUCUGCUACUUGACACGGGUAACUUCAAGAUAUCCACAAAAUUUUUGCAGCUCAGUAGUCAAGUAGUUGCUGUCCAUGGUAUGUAUAGUCUUCACGACUACACGGAUAGGGGAGACAAAUGUUCUGGAAUUAAGAGGCUGGUAGAGAAGAGCUGAAUUGGGAUUAGGGGACUUUUUUUUUUCUGGACUGGUUUAGUUGAGUCACGUUGAGCUCGCCAAUUAUGACCGGUCCUGUUUUAAUUUUGGCUUCCCGAAAGAGAUGGUUAGACUGGAAUUGUUAGCUACAAUCACAAGAUGGAAAAUCCCUUACGUGAUCCGUCUCAGAGGACCUGACCAUUGAAGGUUGCAAGUAGUCCUCAUUGAGAAGAGUGUGUACAUGGGGACAUGAG